UAUAAUUUCGUAACACAAUUAUUUAUUCAAUAAAUAUUUAGUUAAGCUACAUCGAAUAGAAGACAUGUAGUCGCAGCACGAGCGGCGUACGCUUUUACUUCGAUUAUUUUACUCAUGUCUUUCUUAUUCUUUGACCGAGGAGUGCAUAACUUAGCUAUGAGUUUCAUAAAAAUAUUUAAAGUAUGCAGAUAGUGUCUCAAUAAUGCCGAAAAGAAUACCGUUCCACGUAGUCUACGCAACAAGCGAGGACAGCUCGUACCCAGCAUGCGAGCUGAACGCGCAGGGCCCGGCGGCGCGGGGCUGGCGCAGCGCGGGCGCGCCGCCGCACGAGCUGCUGCUGCGCCUGGCCACCGUCACCAGCAUACACAAAUUGCAGCUGCUGGCGCACCACCAGCUCAUACCGGCGUCAGUAGAGGUGCUCGUGUCUGGAGGUCUGGUGUCGGAGGGCGCGGCCACGCCGUGCGGCGCGACGUACGCCAGCGUCGGGAAGGUGUCCCUCGCCAAGCCCACACCGCAGGCCCGGACUAGGGAGCUAAGAUCUGCAGCUUUACCAGAGCCAACGACCGCUAGAUUCGUCAAACUCAAGCUGUCCGGUCCCCAUCCGCCUGCCGCUGAAGAUGAUCAGGUCGCGCUAAUGGCAGUAAAUGUCUUGGGAGACGAGGUGAUCGACGCCAACAACUCGCCAAGCCCGCCCAAAUCCACCGUCUGCUUCUCCCCAUAUGACGACCUGGCAUUCGUCAUGUACGUGGACAAUGAUAUCGCUGACCUCGUGCGAGUUCUCGACAAGAAGAAGAGGGCAGCUGUUGCAGAUGAACGGUUUGAGUACGCGCGUCGCCUCAAAUCUGCCGGCUCAGCUUUAGCGGCUGCAGGAAUAAGGAUCGGCAGGUGGCGACUACGCAAGAGGACAGCAGCAGCCCGCGACGAUUUCGAGCUCGCCAGAAGAAUGAGAGACAGGAUCACAGAUGCACUUAUCGGGGUCAAGGAAGACACAGAGCUUUGCAGACUUCUCGAAUUAAAUGGACCUGAUCCUCGUAACGACUCGUCGAUGCCUCAAGCCUACGACUUCUCUCACCAUCUGUCGCCGUCAGUUACCGCCGGAGCGCUCAGCGUCGACAUCUCCUCGCCCGUCCCGCCCAUAGAACACGUCCCCGACCCUCACGAGGAAUACAACAGUAUAGAUGAAGCCGACCACAAUGAGCACAUCGUAUCCACUUCACCCGUCCAAUUACAAGAAGAAAUCCCAGAAGUACAACCACAACCCGCCCAACCUGAAGAACAACAGGUCAUUAUAGAAGAUAAAAUAGAGGUAAUCAAGAAAGAGGAAGAAGAUAUAAGAAGAGAAACUGAUAGUCCUAGAAGAAGUAUCACACCUAAUGCUGCCAAUGGCACACUAGUGAGGCGAAGAAAUAAAAGCGCCGGACCAAGAUCAACUUUUGAGGCAUACGAAGAAAGAUUACUACCAGCUCUUAGGCAUUCUCAUACAAACGAAUAUCUGAGAGACGCAAGAGAGGAAGAAUGCAGCGCAGGUAGCGCGUCGUCCCAUCCGCGUACAGUACAUAAACUAAACGAGAGAGAAAGAAAACAGGCAGCCCUACCUAUACUUAUUUUUGGAUAUCCUUUAGUUGAAAAAUUCUUCUCAAAGAACUACUUAGACAAAGAAGAAGGUUUAGCGAGGCUGAGAGCAGAACUAACAACACCGUCAAAUGGGAGCACCAAGACCUCACCCAACAAAACAGCGCGAGCUGCCGCCACGUUGUUGCAAAGAGCUCUCAGAGAUAAAGUGUUUUCUGUGUACAGCCAGGCAAAUGAAGUUGUAAGAGUGCUGUUUAAGGAAUUCGUGCCAAAUAGAGUUUGUGCGGCAGAGGUAGGACGAUGUUUAGAGAAGCUCUUACCGGAAUUGUUACGAGCCUGCGGAGACCCCGCGCCAAGAGUCCACUCCACAGCACAACACACCGUUCUCACUGUUGCGGAUUGUCCUCAAGUUAGGAGCACACACAUAAUCCCCCAGCAAUUGGUUCGUCCGGUGACGGCAUCCAUGCAUCCCAGACUCGCUCUCUCUCGACUGCAAAUGUUGGAGCAACUUAUUCUUAGCCACGGUAUAUCAACUGACAAGAACAGCGGCUUGACAGUCCGUCGUCUGGCGGAGUGUGGUGCGGCGGGGGCGCAGCACGCGGCGGGCUCAGUCCGGGCUGCAGCAGAGAGGAUCCUGCUGGCCGCGUAUGCUCGCUCGCCCCGCGUGGUCCGAGCCCAGCUACCACCAGAUGACGCCGUCACCCGUCGCAACCUCAUCUAUAGACAUCUGUUCCAGCAGUUCGAUAGGAUCGACAUGCAGAAAAUGCUAAACCAAGCUCCAACAGAGGAGCAAAUUUUGAAUGGGGAGGAGCAAUCGACGGAGGAUAACACGUUAGAAUCGAGCACAACGCAGUCCACUCGGAGCGGAAUCACCGUUAGUGGAAUGACCGCGUCCUAUGGCAUGACAUCGUCUAUGGAUGCUACGUCAUCGUACAGCCUGAAAUCCAGCGCCAGCAGUGCGACGUUAGCGCCGUCCAGUAUGAGCGGGAGCCUCACCACUUCUAGAGCAAAAAGUAGUCUGAAGAAGUCACCAACCAAAAAGUACGUCCCGACGCCAAGAACACCCAAGGAUUCCCUAGGAUAUAACAAAUUGAGGCUGGACAGUGCCGUAAGCCCAAAACACUCACCUAAAAUGUCCUUGGCUGGAAACGAAAAGGUACACUUCGAAGAAAGUCAGUCCGAGGAUGUGAUAUACCGGCGUGCGAGCCGCAACACAGAGAACCGCCAUUCGAUGAUCCACUACGACCACGACGCGCCAAAACCAGAGCUAAAAGAACGCCCUGUUACAGUCUACGAACCUCUGCACAUAGACUACAGAGACUCCCCAACUAUAGGGUCGCCGAAAACAUCCAGAAACGACAUGAGGAGCAUAGACUCGUUACCCAUAGACUCUCCCCAGCUGUCUAGAUAUGAUCUGAGAGAUUCUGACUCUAGAAGUCUGGACUCACCGAAACUGAAGGCCGAUUACUUCAGGGAUGUCGGCUUGGAGUCUCCAAAACUAGUGCAAGGAGUGAGAAAUUUGCAUUUGGACGAGCACAGUCAAAUGGACGAAAGUGGAUAUUACAGUCCAGGAAGAAGACAGCAGCCGUCCAACAGCGAACAAUUUGACAACUACGACGCUCCCGGAGUCGAUGCAAGCAACGAAACAACGCCUGAACCUGUUCACAACACAAUGUGUACGUGGUGCGGGCGGCGCGUGCGGGCGUCGGCGCUGGAGACGCACUACUGGCGGCGCUGCAUGCUGCUGGCGCGCUGCCCGCACUGCCAUCUUGCGCUCGAGGCACGCGCGCUCCACGCACAUUUGUUAGAGGAGUGUUCGAUGAGCGAAGGGUUAUGGAGGGCGUGUCAGAAGUGCGGCGCGGCUCUGCGGGCUGACGAGAGCGAGUACCAUCCCAACUGCAUACCUCUCGGUUUCGAAGAAUGGAAGUGUCCGUAUUGCCUUACCAACGUGCUGGCGCGGGACUUGCCUUGGCAACGGCAUUUGAUGCAGUGCCCACGGAACCCAAGAGUCACGCCUCAGAACUAGAAUAUUAACUUACCUAAAUAUUAAUAUUCUAUGAAAUAUUCCAAAUUCCAAUUGAAUUUAUGAGUUAUUAACUUAUAACCAAAGCGAUAGCCAUUACAGUCACGAAAAAGUUGCAUGAAUAGGAAAAGUAACUAAAACAGUCUGAACUUUCUAAGCGAAAUAUAAAAUAUAUUUUAUUUAAUAUGGCUAUACUUUUUUUUAGUUAA
Messenger RNA from Aricia agestis (brown argus), 3804 nucleotides. RefSeq names its product centrosomal protein of 104 kDa. NCBI's taxonomy places the organism in Eukaryota, Metazoa, Arthropoda, Insecta, Lepidoptera, Lycaenidae. The transcript is spliced from 20 exons. The record is from RefSeq and is a predicted model, not a curated record. Bases 203 to 3598 code for a protein of 1131 amino acids. Gene Ontology annotation, cellular component: cilium.